Molecule: messenger RNA, 4012 nt
Organism: Oncorhynchus nerka (sockeye salmon)
Lineage: Eukaryota; Metazoa; Chordata; Actinopteri; Salmoniformes; Salmonidae
Gene: samtor
Product: base methyltransferase of 25S rRNA 2 homolog
Exons: 5
Coding region: 76-1260 (394 amino acids)
Biological process (GO): negative regulation of TORC1 signaling
Source: RefSeq, a predicted model, not a curated record
UCGGGUGCGCGGGGGCCGACACCGGUAGCUAGCUAGUAGCUAGACGUGAAGGAGGAGCAGAAGUGUCGUAGGACUAUGGACCCGGUGAACAAUGCUGAGACAGGAGAGACAGAAACCGAACUGGAACCGUGCUACGUUCUCAUUCCGAAAGAAACGCGGUGCAAAAAAAAGGAGCAGGAAAAACUGUCCGGAGUUGUCAAGAACGUCCAUAGAAAACUGCGAAGAAAAUACAGAGAAGUGGGGGAUUUUGAGAAAAUCUGGCGAGAGCACUGUGAAGAUGAACAGACUCUGAGUGAAUACGCCCUGGCCAUGAGGAACCUGGCUGACAACCACUGGGCCAAGACCUGCGAGGGAGAGGGACGCAUCGAGUGGUGUCGCAGUGUUUGCCAGGAGUAUUUUCAGGAUGGUGGGAUGAAAAGAAUGUUGGAGAAGGAUGAGAAGAGUGCCAGGCUUGCCAUGGCCAUGUCGGCCACAGCUCUGAGUGAUCAGCCCUAUAGCUCCUCUAUCCCCAGGUCCAUCCCCCAGCUUGGUAAAAUGCGGCUGCUGGACGUUGGCAGCUGUUUUAACCCCUUCCUGAAGUUUGACGAGUUCCUCACAGUCGGUAUUGACAUAGUGCCUGCGGUCGAGAGUGUAUACAAGUGUGACUUCCUCAACCUCCAGCUCCAGCAGCCUCUGCAACUGGCUGGCGACACAGUGGAAGCCUUCCUGAGACAGCUGCGUAGCCCCAUCGACUCCCUGCCCGCCCAGCUCUUCCACGUAGUAGUCUUCUCUCUGCUCCUGUCCUACUUCCCCUCGCCUUACCAGCGCUGGAUCUGCUGCAAGAAGGCCCACGAGCUGCUGGAACUGCACGGCCUGCUGCUCAUCAUCACCCCAGACUCCUCCCACCAGAACCGCCACACCCUCAUGAUGCGCAGCUGGCGCGUGGCGGUGGAGUCGCUUGGCUUCAGGCGCUGCAAGUACAUCAAGUUCUCCCACAUGCACCUCAUCGCCUUCCGCAAGGUGUCCCUGGCCACCACCAGCGACCUGGUCAGCCGUAACUACCCCGAGAUGCUCUACAUUCCUCAGGACUUCCAAUCCCCCGAGGAGGAGGACUACACCGACGUGCCAGUUCAAGUGCGCUCUGACUUCGAGGACGACCAGCUGGCGUGGGGCUUCAUGGAGCUGCCCGACACGCCAUAUGACUCGGAUAGCGGAGAGAGCCAGAGCAGCUCUGUACCCUUCCUACACGAGCUGGAGGACCCCAUUCUACUGCAGAGCUGAGCUAGACCAGCUAAAACCCUACUAGCUACUCUCUUCUCUUUUACCAGUUCCAAUUCGAUCCCACCACUCCUCUUGGCCAUAACCCUUCAAUGUUUGCAGAGCUGUAAUGUGGAAGCAAUAUGGGUGACGCUUUAACGCCACACUACUUAUACCUAUCCAGAGCCUUCAGACAUGCAACAUCGAGUGGUUAGGCCCAAGGGGGGAGGGAUACAGUCUGUCUGUACACAACUGCUGCGCUACCAAAUGAACCUGCUGCAUUCUUCUCACACUCCUCCUCUUCCUUAACUAAACCAUGCAGUUUGCACAGAGUGAAAGAAAAAGAUGUUUACAGAAGUCAGUUUAUUUUUUUUCAAUAUCUUCGAUGGUUAGUCACUCAACACAAUACACACGUCAGUAAAUAAGGUAGUUUAAAAAAAUAAAAACUUGGUCGUUGAAUACCCUCAGGAUAGACUGAGAGUAAGUCUGCCCCUUGGAUUUAAAAAAACAUCUUUGAUCUCACUCUACUAACAGAAGAAAAGCAAUCUUUACUCCUUCAAAGGCUUUUUCUUAGUAGUUAGACAGUGAAUGUGCUUCAGUGCCAGCAAGCCGCUGACUUUAAAUCCCUCUUAAAUGGAUUCAUACCACAGAGGUUUGUCAAGUUUGGUUGGAGUGGAGCAAUUGAGAUGUUAGUCAGGUGAGGCUAGAAUUUCUCUAAUUCUUGGUGUGCAUUUACAUUUUCUAAAAAAAUAAGAAGAAAAAUACAUUGUACUCUCAGCCAAAAGUGUGUGAAAAUGGCGAUUUAAUUCAGCAUUUUGGCUGAUUUCAUGGCUCUUUUACAAUAGAUUUGUAGCAUUUUCAGAACUUUAAGAUAGGUGUACGUAAUUACUUUUACUAAUGUGAAACUUAACUGUGUUUUUCUCAUUGUGUAACAUGGUACGAGUUGUGAAAUAGUCAUUGCUCUCUUUUCUGUGCUGGUGUGAAGAAACUGGUUUUAAUCCAUGUUAAUUUACCUUCAAUGUUGUAACCCAGAAGAUUUAGCAUUUUGUCAUUACAUCCUUGUUUGUAAUCACUUUUCUGUAACAAUACUUAGGCUACAUUAUCAAAUCAAUAAUAUGUCUGGAUUUAUGUCUUUGCUUCUUUAUAGGUAGCUGGUAGCUUCUAUGGGUACUGGUAACAUAUUCCAAAAAAGAAGACUGCCUACACUCUGUCGACGUGUCCUUGAGCAAGGCACUUAACCCUAAUUUACUCCAGGGGCACCGUACUAUUAUGGCUGACCCUUUUAAAACAACACAUUUCACUGCACCUAUCCGGUGUAUGUAGUGAUAAAACAUUUUAUUAUGUUCACUGACGUGAAACAGGUCGACCAAGAGACUAAAGCUCUAGCUGUCAGUUGCUGUUCAUCUCUCUUCCUUUACUCUACGUCGUAUCUGAGGACAGAAACAUUUGCCUUAAGCAUUUUUACAUUUUUGUCAUUACAGUAGUAGUAAGUUCAUACAUUUUAAUACUUUUUUCACACUGGUCCCCCGUGGGAAUCAAACCCAUAACCCUGGCGCUACAAGUGCCACUCUCUACCAUGUAAUCCUACAUGGGACUAGCAUUCGUCAUUUCUGAAUUAAAAAUAUUAAUUGUUUUUAUGAUUUUGUUUUUUUUUUUGUUUUUUUUUCAUUCAUGGGUUGCUAGUAUAGGUGUAUCAACAAAUACUGAGUCAUUCAUUGCAUCAGGAAGUACAUUUUGACUUUCACUUUACACAUGAAAGUACUAAAUGUGUACUCUGCUUAAGUUUUAACUCCAAACAAUUUAAAAUGAUCUUGUUAUGAGCGCUCAAACAAUUCCAAAUGAUUCACCUCAAUGAGGUUUUGCACUAAUACCCUGCUGUCUCAUCAUUGGUCAUGCAACUUCUGAUCCCAUCAAAGUGCAUUUUAGCAAUAGCCAGGUGUAUCCUGAAAGUACUGUAUCUUAUGGGGAAUGGUAUUUAUGUUCCCCUUUUUAGUGUGGAUGUGUGUUUGUUGUAAUGUACUUGUUUGUGGCACUUUACUUCAUAAAUAGUAGAUGAAUCUCUCAGCUGCCAUGAGUCAUGUGAUUCCUGUCAUGGGGGAUUUAGGAAUUAGGUCUCCCAGAUGGCAUCCUAUUCUUUAUGGGCCUUGCUCAAAACUAGUGCACUAUAUGGGGAAUAGGGUGCCAUUUGGGAUGCUGCACAAACAACCAUAGUCUUACUAGUAUAAACAGUAUGAUGUACAUCAGGAUACCUGUAAUCCUAAAGGUGCCUUCUUACUUAUCCCCAGUAAUGUUUUUGCAAUCCUGAUUCUCAUGCCAUACUGUGUUGGAAAACUCACACUUCACUUGGCGGCAUACAACGGGCUUCUUUUGCCAAAUGUUUGUCAUGUGCAACUGCCCAAAUGAGCUACCAUCUACCACUGCAAAGUAUCAUUGGCUCAAUGUUUUACCCUAAGAACAAUAUAUUUUGUUUAAAUUUGUCAUUUUUCAUUAAUAAUUACUUUGCAUUCAACUUGCUCUAAAUCUGUUAACUUUCUGGUCAGUUCAUGUUUGGUGCACUUUCAACUAUUUCUCUUUAACAGAAAAUACAAAAUACAUUUCUCAUUAUAGUUCAUUUUCUUGAGCGUUGUCAAUUGUACCAGUUAGCAUUUAGGGAUACAUCUCAUCUGUCUUCCAAGAAUUUAAGUCCAUUACUUGCAUGAAUAGCUUCAUUUUCAGUAUUAAGGAAUUCGACAGUGUAUUUUUUUUCUUCUCUCUUUUAUAAAUGAAUGGAAAUGCA